Andrographis paniculata is the source of this 2814-nucleotide messenger RNA. Its product is annotated as putative E3 ubiquitin-protein ligase LIN-1. Gene Ontology annotation, biological process: protein ubiquitination. The transcript has 5 exons. The coding region runs from base 1 to 2808 and encodes 935 amino acids. Gene Ontology annotation, molecular function: ubiquitin-protein transferase activity. The record is from RefSeq and is a predicted model, not a curated record. Lineage: Eukaryota; Viridiplantae; Streptophyta; Magnoliopsida; Lamiales; Acanthaceae.
AUGGCAAUGUCAUUGGAGGAUCUUCUGUCCGAAGAAGGCUUCAGGAGGAGAUCAAUAUCCAAAAUCAGGCCACGUAUCUCCGUCGCAUUGGAAGGAGGCGGCGCCGCCAGGCACGCCGCCGCGCCGCCGCCGGGGAGGUCGAGAUCUCACAUACCUCACCACGAUUCCAACGCCGAAUUUUCGAUCGACGAUCGAAAAAUCGGCGAUGAUCACGGCAAGUUUACCGCCGGAUCAUCUAGUAAAGAAAUUGUUGAAAUUGGAUCGUAUCCGAAGCCGCAUAAAAAUGCAUACUUCAACAAAGUAUAUAGUCGAAAAGUCGAUAAAACCAUGAAACAAGCCAAUAGUUUCAGUAAAAUGCCGGGAGUCGUAAAACAAGCCGCGCAAAUAAUCGAACCCCCGGCGCUAUACGACGUCGCUGCGAAAGCUCUUACGUCGAUUUUGAUCGAACAAAUCAAACGCUUUAUCGAUGACGAGGAAUUCAGGGCGUCCCUACGACACAACAGCUUCGCGUCGCUAACGUUCGUCGGACUAAUCAAGCCCGAAAACAAAGUGGUCGAGACUCUCCAAGAAGCGAUUGAAGAAGUAGAAAGCGCAGCCGCAGCAACAGAGAAUAAUACAUCGUCGUCGAAAAAAGAAUUGAAAAAAGCGUCGUUGCAGCUCAGCCUCAUCACGGGCUUAAGCUCCAACGACGACGCGAAUCGCGAAUCUCCGUCGAGGAUUCGAAACUACAAGAAGCUUGCGGCCUGCGCUCGACUCUACUUAAGCGUAAUCUACGCGUUGCAAAAAAAAGACUCGGCCGCGGCGAAAAAUCUUCUCCAAGUUUUCUGCGAUUCACCGUUCCACGCGCGAACAUCGCUGCUUCCGGAGCUGUGGGAUCGACUGUUUCUCCCCAAUCUUUCGCACGUGCAGCGGUGGCACGACGAAGAAACUCGUUCGAUAACCAAGUCACCGAUCUUCGCAGACGUAGAACUUCUUCAGAAAGUGUAUAAUGAGAGCCUCGACUCGGGAACUCACAAGUUCGCGACGUACUAUAAAGAUUGGAUUACAAACGGAGUCGAGGCGGCGCCUUCGGCGCCCCUUGUAAAAAUCCCAUCUUUUUCGAUCCAAUCGACGCCAAUCGAAGGCGUGCGCGAGCAUGGGUAUCGAGCUAGUCCGGCGAGUCGUGUCUCGCCGAAGCCGAUAGUCAGCAAAAAGCUUUACGCCGAGGUUUUCAAACAUUCGCAUAAAUCGGAGGCUCCGCGCGGAGAAGAGACAUCUGCGUCGAGUGUUAGAAGCUUGGAUAGUCCGGCACCGAUCGACAAACAGCUGAUAUUAAUCGCCGACGAAUCUUCGACUGAUAAUGUAGCCGUGAAUCUUAAUCGAAACGUCAAAGAAUUCGACAGCCAGGCCUCCCUCGCCGGCAUCCCGAAGGAUUUUCUGUGUCCUUUAACCGAACUUCUUUUUGAUAAUCCGGUGACUCUCGAGACAGGGCAGACGUUCGAGCGCGCGGCGAUAGUCAACUGGUUCGACAAAGGGUUCUUAACCUGUCCGGUGACCCGAAAGCCAUUGCAGUGCCGGGUUGCGCCGCCGACGAAUCUAAUUUUGAAGCACGUUAUCGAAAAAUGGCAGGACGAUCAUUUCGAGCAUCUCUUGGCUAUACUAGCUCGGAUAACAAACGAUCGUAACGAGAAAAUUGGCGAAGAUACGAUGAUCGUCGCGAUCCUCGAGCAAUUUCUCGCCGUUUUCAGCGAAGAUCGGAAGAUAUCGAAUGCACGACAGAUUAUCUCCUUCGGCGGCGUCGAAUUUCUCUCGAGAAGAUUUAACCAUGGAAGCAUUAAGGAGAAGAGAUGCAUCCUACCAUUGUUGUCUUCAUGUAUCGAAGCUAAUGAAGGCUGUAGGAUCGACAUCGCUCGCAGCAUAAGCGCGACGAAUUUGUUCGAAUUACUUCACGGAGAGGACUCGACGUUGCGGACUAAUGCAAUUCUAUUGAUGAUCGAACUCAUUUGCUCGAAUAGGAGGGUCCGAGCGAAGCGUUUCUUGGAAGGACUCCGCGACGAGGAGUUCGUAAGCGCGAUGGAUGAUUUGGUUAUACAUCUUCAAACGUGCUCGCCGGAAUUAAUUCCUCUCGUCGCGGCUCUGCUUCUGAAUCUUUCGAUUAUGUCGGGAGACACGUACGACAUUUACGAGCACGAAGCUGUCGAGGCGCUAACAAUGGCGAUGAGAAGAAGCUUAGCCGAUGAAAAGCUAUCGCGCAAGUGCUCCCGAGCUCUACUAAUCCUCGGAGGCUGGUUCCAUUCAUCGGGGAGGGUUAUGACAGAGGAUUGGAUACUAAAAGUCGCGGGGUUCCUCGACUGUCCGGAUUCGGACAAUACUGGCAACAACGACGACGCCAUGUCUGAGGAAGAAGAAACCGAAAGGAACAACUGGCUAGUGAGUAUAACCAGAGCGUUGCUCGGCGACAAUGGGAGGAGAUUGUUUAUAGACGGCGUAUCGGAGUGUCUGAGCUUCGGAAAUUCGGACAUGGCGAGGGUGUGUCUGACGACGGCGGCGUGGCUUAGCUCAUCGGUUGCUGUAUUACAUGGUAAGGAAGCUAAGAUUCGUGCCUUCUCCACUCUGAUUUCGCCAUUGAAGGAAAGCUUGCAGUAUGGAGAACUGGUUGAACACAAGAUCCUUGCUUCCCUGUGUCUCUUCAACUUCAGUAAAAUUCCAGAAUGUAGAACAGAAAUGGUGAAAUUGGGAGAGGAGAUUAGGCCAUUUCUUGAAGACUUGGCAGAGGUCACCUGGACAGCUAAGGAGUUGAAUUUGAUCGUUUCUGAGAUUUGGGUGUAACUUAAA